This is a messenger RNA of Spodoptera littoralis (African cotton leafworm), 6924 nucleotides long. Lineage: Eukaryota; Metazoa; Arthropoda; Insecta; Lepidoptera; Noctuidae. The record is from the annotation of a GenBank genome assembly.
GGGUGUGGAUUUUUUUGGUGGAACAGAUAAUUUAUUUAUUCUAAAUGGGAUGUGACAACAAGAGUAGAAGUAUGAACGAGAUGUGAUGAUUUCUGUGUUUUGAUCACGAAAUACUGUUGAGAUUAGUGCAAAUAUUAAAAUAAGUUAUUUCUAUAAUGUGGUGACAAAUUUUCCUGUAGUGAAAGAGUGUUUCAUAUUUACUAAAUAGUUAUAUUUCCUAGGAAGGCUCCGACUUUGCUCCAAUUUAGCUUGUAAUCAUUUACAAGUGUUUGUUGAUCGAUUAUUGACACGAUAUUAUUAAGUUAGCUCUUAAUUUCGAACGAAUUAACGAAAAUGGGUGAGAAAGAAGAUUAUUUGACGUCGUACCGAGUGUUUUUUGAAAACUUUGCGGCUACUGUUAACCCAGAGGACCAGUUGCCUGUGCAUAUCGCAGGGUAUACCAUCACGGAAUCGGAACUACCCGGUGAAGUUCUCUACUGGACGACUCAAUAUCUGAGUGAAAAACAAUGUCCUCUAACACUGAUGACACCGCUGCGGCGGAUUAUUCUUGACGAGGUGCGAGUAGCAUCGAAGAAACAACCCAAUGAAUUUGGGUACAAAUCUGACGAAUCGGUGUACAUAGCCCUUCGGUUGAUGCAAGCAGUGACUGCCCGCGUCAACGACGUCUGCCUCCGGUACUUAGACAACUCGAAAUUGGACACCCUGCCACCCCCACCGCCUCUCGACCAACGCGACCUAAAGACUGUAUCAUGUGCCACCAAGAAUUCACGACGCGUCAUGGAAGACCGACAUGUGGAAAUCGGAAAUUUAGAAGCGCUUUUUGGAAUUGAUGCGACAGAAUCGACUAGCUUCUAUGCAGUGUAUGACGGGCACGCCGGCUCAGCGGCGGCGACGUACUGCGCAGCGCACCUACACCAGUACCUGGUAGAAGGUCCACACUUCACCACCGACCUCCGUAGAGCCAUGAGGGACGCUUUCCUCAGGACAGAUGCAGAAUUCAUACGAAAGAGUAAUCAGGAGCACGGCGGUGGCGGUGUCGGUCCGCGGGCGGCGCCUGCUGGCGGCCUGGGCGGGGGACUCGCUGGCGCUGCUCGCCAAGCGCAUGCGGCUCAUGCAGCUGGUCCGACCGCACAAACCCGGCCGACAGGUGACGCACAAUACAAGCCCUACGUGACGGCGCGGCCUGAGAUCGCGACGGUUGAACUAGAUGGAGACGAAGACUUUGUGGUGGUGGCCUGUGAUGGUCUGUGGGACUUCGUCAGUGAAGAUGACGUAGCCCUUGCAGUGUACAGACAGCUGGCGGCUGAUCCCGAUCAGGUAACAAAGCGAUUUGGCCGCCGGCAUCGAUUGGCACGGAUCAAGUGUGAUUAUGUUGUCACAAAGGGUCACAUGAUUAUGACGCGUACGCUCGUGAACCGAGUGCCCUCGUCGGAACAUUCAGUGGAGAUCUUUGACACAUAUUCCCCCCGUGUUUCUCUCCCGCACGAUGAAGCAGUCUGGGCUCGGCUCGGGGAGGGUCUAAGUAUUAUGGAUUUGGAAGUAGUUAGUUCUGGAGGUUUCUGUGAACGGCGACAGACGGUGGCAUCUGGAGGGCGCAUUGCGCGGGCGUCGGGGGGGCAGCGGGGUGCGCUGGGGCGCUGCACCGGGCUCGCGCGGCACCACUCGCCAGUCCCCGAGACACCGGCCGCGCGAACGGCCACCGCGAUACCGCACGCUUGUGAGCCACCCGCGACGUUCAGUUUAGUGACUCCGCCGCCCGCCCAGGACCAGCGGCGCUCGCACCCCUGUGCUGACAUUUUCUACCGAUAUAUCGGUGUUGGUGCAAUCGGCCCCAUUGCGGCCGGCCAGACUGCACGAGACAGAUAUGACUUGAAGGCGGUGACGAAGCGUCUGAUCGUGCAGGCCAAGCGGCAGGGCUCCGCCGACAAUAUCUCCAUCAUCGUGGUGUUCUUGAAGGACCCGCGUGACAUAGCCGCAGACAACCGCCCGCCCAUGGAUCUUGGGCUGGACAACGCGAUGAUGAACGCUCCGCCGUUUACCAUCGAGACAGAGGCGUGCCGGCGUCAAGUAGACGCUGCCGCGGCCGCCGCAGCAGCCGAGGCCGAGGAGUGCGCGGAGGCCGAGGCUGAGGCUAUAGCCGGAGACAACGGAGUGGACAACUCCGACAGUGACAGCGAGGACCUCGGCCCCGAGACUGCCGUGGAUAUUGACGCAGAUGACGUAGACGCAGAUGCAAGGAAUCAGGAACCACAAGCGCCCACUCCGCCUGCACACGCUGUGGAGGAGGGCCACGUUGACGGGUCUGUAGCGGAUAAUGUAGCUGAGAGUGGCGAAGACUCCGAAGACGAGUGGAACUACUUCAAAGGCGAGGGUGAACGCGAAGAACAUCCUAGCGAGGAACCCGACGAGGUGCCACACUCCGAGACACCCUGCCAGGAUAAUUCGGCUUGGGAAAGCAGCUCAGUAGACAUGAACAGCUCUCCAUUGAAUCCUGACGCCCCUGUGUUCAUACCAGGGAGCGUGGCUGGUGCUGACGUCUUGCUUGCAGAGUCACCUCGGAAACCAUUGCCGAUGGAUGACAUAGAGCUACCAGACGAGGCACAGUUUGACACAGGAGCUGUAGUGAGGCCAGCAGAAUUAUUAGACUUGGAUAACUGUGAUCAGCUUAAUGGCCAUCAUAAUGUAUCACUGGACGAAGCCGUUAAAGAACACUUGAAUGGCAAUGAAAAGUGUAACAUGGACAGUUUGGGCUUUGGAUUCAAUGUUGGCAUUGAACCUGAUAAAGUCAAGGAUAGUGGUCUCAUACAAGACUUUGAGCGAAUACAAAAAGACACUACUGACUUUUGUAAUAUUCAGGUAUUUCAAACACACACAGAAACCAAUCCCUUUGCUGUUGAAGUUGAGGGCAAUGAAGAACUAUUUGAAAGGCUGAAAAAUAAAGAAAGGGAUCCAAUGAGUAUGAGCUUCUACCAAGAAAAAGAUGAUGACACUUGUGAGAGACUUGCCAAGGAGUCACAUGUGGAUCUGAAUGCUGUACAGCCCUUACCUGACAGUGAUGAUGAAGAUUUCCAAACAAAUGGUGUCUAUGAAAACGACAAAGAAAAUAUCAGCCCAGACCAACAAACUAACUUAUCUGAACUUGAAAGAGACCUCCUAGAACCAAACAAUGAUAUUAUGAGGUUUGAUGACCGACCUGGUCCUCCACAAAACAUUGGUAACUUUGAUCAAGGAAGUAAUUUUGCAGAUUACGUUACUAGCUCCAACAACAUCGAAAGUUUUGCACAUAUUGAAUUUGAAUCAAGUAAUAUCAAUCAAGAAACUGUUAUGCAAACAGACACCCCUGAAUCUCACAAGUUGCUCUUUGAACAAAUACCUGAAAUACCUGAUGGCAAGAGUUCAGAAUUAGGAUUUACAAAUGAUGAGACACAAGACCCCUCAGAGAGUGAGAAAGACAUCCGACCUUUCACACCUCAAGAUGAGACAUCACAAGAUAUUGAAAUGGAAAGCAAACUUGAAGAUUCACCUUAUGUAGAAACUGAACCACAGUUGCACAAUGAUGACAUGAAGGAUGAUGAUCAAGUAGAAUCUCACCACUUGCUUGAAACAGAGCAAGUGGCUUCUCCUGUACCUACAGACAUUCAAGAACCACUUUCUACUGAGCAGCUUCCAGUAUCUCCAGCACCUAUUGAGGAAUCUAAACCUGAAGAAGCAGUGUCACCAGUGCCAGUUACAGAUAUUGAUGAAGUUGUUGCAGUGGAACAUGUUGAAGAACCUAAAUCUGAGGAACCAAUUAGUGAACAAGUCAACACUGAAGUAGAAGCCAAUGUUAAUGUCGAUGAGGGCAUUGAAAGAAGUGAAACCGAGGCUGCUAUUGAAGCACCUGAAAUUAAACUCGAUACUGAGCACCUAACGUCGGAAGUUUCCCACGCUGUUGAAGAUAAUAUUACCGCAGACUCUCCUUUGCCAUCCAAAUCGCCACUUCCAGCCGAGACUCUUCUCCCCAGUGAGUCUCCAUUACCCACGGAGUCCCCUCUACCUAGCGAGUCUCCGAUUCCGAACGAGUCCCACUUACCAGUUGAAGAGACAAUACUUCGAGAUAGUCCAUUGCCAGCAGAGUUAUCCCUGCCAUCGGAAUCGCCCCUCCCAGAGGAUACACUGCUGCAAGCAGAAACUGUACAAGUUAGCGAAUCCCCAAUGCCAGGAGAUUCCCAAUCUCCAUUACCAAGUGAGGUAAUUCCACCAAAAGAGUCGCCACUACCAAUCGAGUCUGAAGCGCCUAGAGAAUCUCCUAUGCCAGUUGAUGCCUUGCAACCCACUGAGUCUCCGCUUCCUGCACACUCGCCACUACCUACAGAAUCUGAGGUAUUGCGCGAGUCUCCGAUGCCUAGUAAAUCACCACUGCCCAGUGAACCCGUGUUACUCAGUGAUUCCCUAGCGCCGAGCGAGUCUUUACUGCCAAGUGAGUCCCCAUUGCCGGCGGAAUCUCCUCUACCGAGCGAGUCACCGAUACCCAGUGAACUUCCAGUCACAGAAGAACCUGCUCAACCAGUUGAAACAGAAGUCAUCGAAACUAUCGCCGACGCCGCCCUCGCCGCGUCCCCAGUCCCUGCCGCCGCGUCCCCAGUCCCUGCCGCCGCGUCCCCAGUCCCUGCCGCCGCGUCCCCAGUCCCUGCCGCGUCCCCGCUGCCGGCCGACGUGCCCCUGCCGCGCGAGUCCCCGCUGCCCGCGCAGUCCCCACUACCCGCGCAGUCCCCUGCGCCGCUGGAGCCCGAGUGUCCCGCGCCUGCGGAGCCUGUGGCAGUGUCGCCCGCCCCGGCCGAGCCCCGCGCGGAGUCUCCGGUCCAGCGCGCCGCCUCACCUGUACUGUCUGCCGCGCCCGCGCCCGACCUACUACCCGAAGAGCCCGCGCCGCACUCUCGCCUCGAGCUUGUUACUGACGUCGAUAUUGGUAUACCUGAAUCGAGGGCACAAGAAAUUUGUGUGCCUGUCACUAGUGAGAUUCAGCUUGAAGAAGCAGUGCAACCUCCCGCGGCCGCCACGCCGCCGCCCACGCCGGCCGUAGAGCCCGCCGCGCCGCUCAGUGACACGCCCAUGGCGGCCGACACAGCAUCCCCGGCCGCCGACGUAGCAGUCGCAGCCGCCGCUGUCGCUGCCGUCGGAGCCGCCGCCGCCGCCGGCGUCGCUGCCGCCAAAGCUAAACCUACAGCCACAAAGAAGUCGCCCACGACACCCACAGCUAAGACGCCCAGGGCUGCACCCAAGUCUGCCACACCGGCUCGUACUCCUACAGCCACUACUCCUGCACCAAUAAAGAGGCCCAGCACUGCGACUACUACUGCGCGGACGCCAACUACUAAGGCACCCACACCUGCGGCCAAGGCGCCUUCUGCGGCUAAGACGACGAGCGCGACUAAGCCCGCCACCCCCGCCAGUAAGCCCGCCACCCCCAGCGCCCGCAGCGCCCCCGCCGCGCGCACCACGCCGGCCAGCAAGGCGCCCACUCCCGCCAAGACUACCCCCGUCGCGCGCACCUCGCUCAGCAAACCCGCUGCAGCCGCCGCCAAGCCCGCGUCCGCGCCGGCGCGCGCCACCAGUGCCCCCAGUCGCGCGGCUCCUGCUGCACGCGCGGCCCCGAAGCCCGCAGUAGGCGCGGCGCGACCCGCGGUACAGAAGACAGACGCGGCCGCCAAGCCUGCAGCGCCCCGGGCCGCGGUCCCGCGCCCCGCGCUGUCGGCCGCCAGGCCCCAGCCCAAGCCAGCAGACAAAAAGCCAGUACCAAAUGGUGACGUGAAAGACUCCAAGCCGGCUGCUCGCCCUGCGGCCCGGCCGGCCCCCGCCGCGCGCCCCGCGCCGCGCCCCACUCCGCGCGCCCCCGCCGCACCGGCCGCACCCACUACUAGGCCGAGUGCCCCUAAGCCGGCGCCGCGUGCUCCCCUGGACAAGCAGAGCAAAGACCUCGCUAACAAACGCAUCACAGCCAAGGCAGCACCGCCUAGGACUGCUCCCCCUAAAACGACGACAACAGGCCAGAAGAAGGCCGUUACGAAGAGAACAACAGAGACAGUGAAGAAGGAGGUGGUCUCGAACGGCCUGGCCAACGGCGACGCGGCCCUGAGCAAGCCGCCGCCGAGCCCGCCCGCCGCCGACAACGCACUGUUGCCUGACGUCAUCGCGUAGGCGCGAUACAACAAACGAUUCCUAUUAUUUCCGCUUGAAUUUUGUGAUUUUCUAUAAGUGUAUGAUAGUUUUAACGUCGUUCGUGGCGGCGAGUCGUUAGGUGCGGGAGUUUGCUCCCACUUUUAUAUUAUAGAGUCGCUUUUUAUAGACGUGUACGUUGCCGAUUCGUUGUACGCGGAGCGGGGCGAGCGGCCACGAAGCCGCGGCCACUCGCCCCGUUCCGGCUUUAAACGGUUAUUAUCCAUUAUAAUGAUUAUAAGUCUGUUUUAGAAUUUUAUAUUACCAACGAAUGAUUGAUUAAAUCUGGCUUUUAAUUUAUUUUCUUUGUAUAACCGUAUUAUUUAAAUAAAAUGUGAGGAAGGACUGAGACAUUGUUUUAUUUAUGAGUAAAUAAAUUUUAUUACACCGGACACAGUGAAUGAUAUUGAGACACGAUUGGAAUUAACAUUGUUUACUUAUUGCUAGUGCUUUCUUUGAAAUUUCAAAGUCAAUGUAUACUUAAAAUAUGGUGUUACAAAGAAAACUGGAACAUAGUAUGUUACUUAAAUAAAUGUUUAUCACCCUUUAUGUUCUUUUUUUUCGAAGCAAUAUUACAAAAUUCGUAACUAAUGAUUCAAAUGAGGGAAGCGCAGGUCAGUAUCCUUCAGGUUGUCCUCGAUCCAUUUCUCAGCUUGUUGUGUCAUCUCCUCGUCGAAGUAGGAACGCCAGCCUCCCGCUUUACCUGGGAACAUAAACAUUAUAUUAUAU